Messenger RNA from Blepharisma stoltei, 1254 nucleotides. The record is from the annotation of a GenBank genome assembly. Lineage: Eukaryota; Ciliophora; Heterotrichea; Heterotrichida; Blepharismidae.
AUGGAUUACUUUCCGCAAGGCCAAGACUUAAGUUAUUUUCCUGAGUUUCCUUUAGUCCAGCGCUUCCCUCUUGACUGGAAUUUCUCUGAGCUAAAAAUGAAGAAAACGCGCUCUGCAGAUAACAAUUAUGUUGAUUCUUUAUUACACAGUUCUCAUUGAAAUAGAUAUAUUUACUAUUUAGUCCAUAAGCCUUUAAAUUCAUUAAAAUGAACUAUAAAAUAUUAUAACAAUGAAUUAGAAGAAAUACAAAAACAAAUUCAUCCAAUCAAGCAAGAAGUAUUUAAGAACGCAUACGAAAGAUGAGAAAAAGAAAACAAAGCUGACGACGAAGAACUUAUGAAAAGAUAUGCAUUGAUUGAAAAAGAAAAUGAAAAAAUGAACGAAGGCGGGGAAAAAAAUAAUGACGAAGAUGGAGGAAAUAGCAAAUGCCGACUAAAUGUACACAUAAAAUGCUUGGAGCGGCAAAAGAAAAAAACGCUUGAUGAUCUGUAUAUAUUGUGCAGGACUUAUGAAAAAUGAGAAAAGGAAAAUAAGCCAAGCCACAAAGCAAUAAAAAGAAAAAGAACACAAACACAAAAAGCCAAUCACUGGAAAACUUUUACGCCAAUUGAAGAUUUAAGCUUGGAAUAUCGAAUUCGGCAACACAUACAUAAAGUUAACAUCACACAAGACAAACCUUUUAUCUUAAUUUUUAAUUUGAAAGGAAACACAAGAAAAUCAAAGUACAGCUUCUCGCGUCCUCAGUAUUACAAUUUACUAGCUCCUGAGGUCAUUUUAGAAGAUAGAGUGGCUAUCGAAAAUAGGUCACCUGAAGAGUGCUUAAAAAGGUAUCAAGAUUUAUUAUUUACAAAAAUAAAAAAUGAUGCUUUGCUGAAAGGCGAAAAAAUUUGUAUAUAUCAAGGAAAAGGUUUAGGAUUAGAAGAAGCUAAAAUUCGACUAAAAAGAGCAAAAUAUGAAAGGAAGCACGCAUUAGGAAAAAGGAAAAAGCAGAAAGAAUUUGAAUUAGCACAAGUCAGCAAGGAAACUUAUUGUACAUGCAACAAGCCUUAUUAUUAUUUACUUCCAAGAAAUCCUAAAUGGACUGAUGAAGAGUACGAAACAAAAAUCAAAGAAAAUGAAAUGAUUGAAUGCACACAUUGCCAAAAUUGAUUUCAUCUUGGAUGUGCUGGAUAUCAAGGAACUGUUGAAGAAGCUCAAAAAGAUGAUGCCUGGAUAUGCAAAGAUUGCUCACUCAAGAGAACAAAGCUAAGCUAG